Messenger RNA from Myripristis murdjan (pinecone soldierfish), 3029 nucleotides. RefSeq names its product syntaxin binding protein 6 (amisyn) (gene stxbp6). Bases 367 to 1098 code for a protein of 243 amino acids. The record is from RefSeq and is a predicted model, not a curated record. Gene Ontology annotation, cellular component: plasma membrane; exocyst. The transcript has 7 exons. Gene Ontology annotation, molecular function: phosphatidylinositol-4,5-bisphosphate binding. Gene Ontology annotation, biological process: exocytosis; regulation of SNARE complex assembly; Golgi to plasma membrane transport. Lineage: Eukaryota; Metazoa; Chordata; Actinopteri; Holocentriformes; Holocentridae.
AACCUGCUACUGGUUUCCCAUCCAGACAGACAGACGGUCCCUCCGCAGAAACGGCAGCAGGGAAAACAAACUCCCCCCCUCCGUUGAGAGAAAAGGCGAGAGAGUGAAAGAGAGAGAGAGACACCCAGCAGCAGCAACUGUUGUAGAAGUGAAUUCGGCGCAAUGUCAAAUACGAAAUGUUAUCGUUUGGUUUGAACAGAUAACAAGAAGGAGCAGGCUGUUGAAAGUGGGUGAACUGGAGCAGCUGGGGACGUUUACUGAAGCUUUCUGAACCGCACGUGGAAAGCGUCGUUGACACACAUCGAGUGGAUCUCAUCCUUUCCACCUUAUCCCCUCGCCCUCUGCUCACUCCUGCAAGCCCUAGAGAUGAGUGCCAAAUCCGCUAUCAACAAAGAGGUCUUCACGCCCCAUGACGAGAAGAUGCUCGCGGCUGUGCAGGUGAAGCGGAGGACCAAGAAGAAGAUUCCCUUCCUGGCCACCGGUGGUCAGGGAGACUACAUGACCUUCAUCUGCCUAUCAGUGACAAACAAGAAGCCCUCCCAUGUAUCCAUCACGAAGGUGAAGCAGUUCCAGGGCUCUUCAGCCUUCGUAAAGAGGUCACAGUGGACGAUUGACCAGCUACGGCAGGUCAAUGGCAUCGACCCCAACAGAGACUGUCCAGAGUUUGACCUGAUGUUUGACAAUGCCUUUGACCAGUGGGUUGCUGGUUCAGCAGGAGAGAAGUGCACCUUUGUCCAGAUCCUCCACCACACCUGCCAGCGCUACAGCUCACCCCGGAAACCAGAAUUUGUCAACUGUCAGUCCAAACUGCUGGGGGAAGACCAACCUGUAGAUUCAGUUGUUAACCGUUGCAGGGUCUUUUUGAACAGAGUGAGGAAACAGUUGGUUGCACACCUUGGUCAUCUCCUAAGACAAGGUAACAGUAUACUACACUCGGCAGCAGACAGUGUGACAAGUGCUGUACAGAAGGCCAGCCAGGCCUUGAAUGAGCGUGGCGAGCGAUUAGGUCGGGCCGAGGAGAGAACUGCAGACAUGAUGAACAGUGCUGAGCAGUUCGCUGUCACUGCACACAAGCUCGCCAUGAAGCACAAGUGUUAGACCGUUGACAAACCAACCAUGCGGGGGGUCGCCAGUCGCCAGUGGCUGUACAGGAGAUGGAUUCCAGAUUUUAUUCUUUUUAAAAAAAAUUUAAUAUGAGUACUAUUUGUUAACAAUGUUAACAUUUUAAUUGUUUUGGGUUAUUUUAUUCCGGUGCAUCUUGUUCCUAACAAUGAUACGGCAUGGCGAGCAGAGGGGAGGAAGAGAGGGAGAGGAACUACUUAGGACUUUUGAUGGUAUGUUUCAUCGCUAUAACUCUUUCUCAAAUCUGUUUGCCAAACAGUACUUACUUUCCAUAGCGAGCCACAGCAGUGACUGUAUUUGAUAUACAUGUACACUCAGUUCUCUUCCCUGUCUUUCACGUGCCCAAGCACUUACAGUAUUUGCAUGCACAGAUGCUGACAUGUCAUCAUCAGCUAGACCUGAUGACAAGGAGCAUCUCUUAUCACAGUUUAUCAACUGGGUAUUUAUGAGUACUGUGAUGGUUAUGCAGGAUGAUUAGUGAGUAACAAACCCUUUUAUGGCUGUCCCAGAUGUAACUGAGAAAUGAUGGCAGCGUUCCCAGUGUGAUGCGAUGAGCGCAGGCUGUCAUUACUCAAACCUACCUGAAAAUAGCCCUAAUAUCUAAACUCUGGCUUUAUUGCCAGAGAAAUGUUUUGGAAACUCAUUUAGGAAGUGUAAUGGUAGAGGAGAUAAAUAGUCACUUGGUUGCUACUAACAUGCCCUUUAACAUUAUUAAGACCAAAAUGAUACAUUUUCAGUUUAACAGUUUAUUCCGUUCUUGAUUUGGGCAUUAUACUAUUCAGAUAGCUCUGGUGUGGUGUCCAUUCAUUUCAAGCGCUGUCUAUACAGUAUUAGCCAAAAGACUUAUUUUUGAUCAAGUGCUGAUGAGAGAGAAAAGAGAGUGAACUGGUUUGGGUUACAGUGUGUGACAACAGUGAAAUAUUUCAGUCCAUUCUUUGACUUACCUGUCAUACAAAAACAACCAAAACCAUAUGGAAUACCAUUUGAAAACAUUUUGAAAGCGUACUUGAAGAACUUUGUUUUGAUAAGCUUUUUCAACAUAGUAACUCAUGUUAAAGGAGGGACAAUAAUAUAUUGUUAAGCAGCUUCAGCAUUGUAAAAAGCAUACAUGUAAUUCUUCUAGUACUAUUAUCAAUGUCUGUAGAGCUGAUUUGUCCCAUAAACGUGAAAAGUUUUGAAAUUACUCCUGGCUGUAUUUCAACUUUGAUCAUGCAAUAGUUAUACCUUGUGCUUUUUGUAUAAUUUGGGUUGGUCAUAAUGGUUGUAAUUCUGAUGUGUAUACUGACAGAUAAUGGACAAAAUGUCCCCAAUAGCAGCAGCCGCAAUGUGUAGUAGUUUUCUUGUUGUCGGUGUUCACACAUCGACUGUGUAACUGUGGCUUCCUCACUGGCAAGAUAACCACCCUCACGACGGAGAUGUAUUUGAUUCUUACUUUUAUAUUUUGAAUUUUAUAUUUCAUGAUGUUACGAUGCACUGACAACCUUACCUUGCAGAGCACUGUUGAGUUCAUAACGAAACGUUCAAGUUGCCUAACUUCUAGUCUGCUUUUAGUCCUCUCUCUAACACUUUGGAUGUUCAUUGUUUUAAUAAAAAAAAGAUGUUGAAAAAGAAUUUGUACUAUGCUCAAUGUCCUUUUUAUAAUGAAGUUUAACACCGCUUGCUAUCGACCAACAAUGGAAUCAAAAUAUGUGAGUUGAUGAUUUGGAGUGUCUUUUUUUGUUACCGUAAUUGUGUAUUCGUAUUUUCACUAAUUUACGGCACCAAGGAAGUAGCCUAAAACCUGUUUCAAGGGCCAAUGUGUUUGUUUUUGUCUGAUGUGCUUACAUAUUUCAUGCUUCAAAAAUGCUCACAACUCUGUUAAAUAGUGUUCAGGCAUAAAAUACGGUUCAUCUCUGAAAUGAUAGAAU